GUUUGCAUUUUGACAUUAAUAUUGCCAGAUUCUCGAAAUGAGUCUGACGUACAGACGCAGACGUACACUAUUUUCGAUAGCAAAAAUUGUAGUAUUCUUAAAUCCAUUAAAAAAAUUUAUUUAUACAUAUGCGAAAAAGUACUAAUCACCGGCUAAUAACUUAAACAUUCAAGCCUACGUCAAACAAUCUAUCUACGUAUAUUAGCUUAAAUUUAAAUCGAUUUGCCCACAUUGAAUUUGUGCAGCGCGUACACAACGACGACAAGUGCAAGAGAAGAAAAUGAGCACGUCAAAUGCAAGCCGUAAGGAAACGGAACGUACUAAACUGAUGCAGGACAAAUGUCAAACGCUUUUAACUCAAAUGCUUCGUGAUGAUGAUAAUAAAUAUUGUGUAGACUGUGAUGCCAAGGGUCCACGUUGGGCUUCUUGGAAUCUGGGCGUGUUUCUGUGCAUUCGCUGUGCUGGCAUCCAUCGCAAUUUGGGCGUUCACAUCUCACGGGUGAAGAGUGUCAAUCUGGAUGCAUGGACACCGGAGCAGGUGAUCUCGCUGCAACAAAUGGGCAAUUCGAGGGCACGCGCCGUUUACGAAGCCCAACUUCCGGAUGGUUUCCGACGCCCUCAAACAGAUACGGCACUGGAGAAUUUCAUUAGAGCCAAGUACGAGCAUAAAAAGUAUUUGGCCCGUGAAUGGGUUCCGCCCUCGCCACCCAAGGUUGAUUGGGCCAAGGAAAUCGAUGAGGAGCUGGAGCGUCAGAAGCGUAAAAAGAAAUCUGGACAACCCAGCUUAGGUAUUAGCAACAUAACAGGCUCUAGUGGCUCCAGUGCCGAUAAACGAUCCUCAAGCACAGCGGCUAAGAGUGCACCACUACCCGCACCACUGCCCAAGCCGAAACCUAAUCAGGUUGGUGGCUGUAGUCCAAAAACUUCGAAUCGCGUACAGAAUAACAGCACCAACAGUGGCGGUGAAAGUGAUCUUCUGGGCCUGUCAUCGCCCACAAAGCCCAUUACUGCCAGUGGUGUUCAAGAUCUUCAGAAUGAUAGCUUUACCAGCUUUCUGAGCGCCAGUUGCAAUGUCGGUGCAAUAACAACACCGGAGAAAACCAAUGGGAAUGGGAAUAAUGGAGACGCAGCCCCAGUGGGAAUGACCAAUCAGCCAAACUCAUUGGCACAACAGGAGCAGGACUUCUUCAGUCAGGGUACACUUGGUGGCAGCGACAAGGAUCAGUCGGGCAAACUAUCCAAAGAUAGCAUAUUGGCAUUGUACGGCAAUGCACCCACCACACACAAUCCACAAUUGAGCUUUGGCGGCUUCACGGGCAUGGCACCCGGUGGCUACAUGCAUCAUCAGCAGCAGCAGGUUCCCCAGCAGACGCACCAUCAUCACCAGUUUAUGACACCUCCAAACUCAGUGAGCAUGUACAAUGCACCCGUUAUGGCCGCACCAAAUGCAUUCAGUAACGCUCCCACGGGCGCCAUGAAUUUGGUGGGUAACGUUAGCUUUGGAGGUGGACAGUUUCCAAAUUCAAGCGGUAGUCCAUAUAUGUCUGGCAAUAGCUUGGCAGGACAAGGAUCACCAUCGAAUUUAAUGCAGACAAAUCAAAGUCUACUAAGUGGCAUGCAACUAUUCAGUGGCAAUGUAGCACCACAGUCGACACAACAGCAGCCACAGCAACAACAACAACAACUUGGACUCGGCAUGAAUGUGAUGCAACCGAUGCCAAGUGGAAUGAUGUCAACUGGAUAUCCAGCUGCAACUGGAACUACCGCCUCAUCAGUGACAUCAAACCUAAAUCAGCAGUUUGGCAAUUUAAAUAUCGGCAAUGUUUGGCAAUAAAUCAAGACUCUGUGCAUUCCUUUAUUUAAGGUCCAUAUACGCUGAGAUGAAGUUAUAUAUUUGUUUAUAUAUAUAACUUUUUGUACCUACUUGCCGCCAAUCCAGUGCUUGUGUUGAGAGGAAGGACGUAUUAAUAGGUGAAUUGUGUAUUUUCUUCCUGUUUAUUUGUUUGUAAGACAUUGUAAAAACAUUAUUGCAUACGUACUAUAUAUGUGCAUAUGUAUGUAAGUACAUCGCAUACAUAUAGACCUACAUACAUACGUAAGUAGACUUACAUACGAUUUGGUGGCGUACGAAUUUUAUCCAAUUAACAAUAUAUUGGUUAACAUGCAUAUAUAUAAGUAUUUAACUAAUAAAAUCAACAAUUUAAUAGGUUCUUCUAGUAUGUGUGUGUAUUCAUCCAGCCAUAUACAUACGAACGUACGUCUGCUAAUAUCGGGAGAGUAAGAUUUUUUGGCAAGUGUACUUGUAAGUUACAUAUGUAUAUUUUAUCCUUAGCUCUGAUCCAUGUAUGUAUGUAUAAUGUUCAAUAACUAAACCGCGGAAUGAAAUACGUAUGUACUUCUAAUCAUAAGUGGAUUCAAUUUUAAUAAACAAUAAAAAUAUCCAUGUAAUAACUAAAUACAUCA
This is a messenger RNA of Drosophila innubila, 2463 nucleotides long. Its product is annotated as stromal membrane-associated protein 1. The transcript is spliced from 2 exons. Gene Ontology annotation, molecular function: GTPase activator activity; metal ion binding. The coding region runs from base 281 to 1834 and encodes 517 amino acids. The record is from RefSeq and is a predicted model, not a curated record. Lineage: Eukaryota; Metazoa; Arthropoda; Insecta; Diptera; Drosophilidae.